Messenger RNA from Danio aesculapii, 2050 nucleotides. RefSeq names its product gastrula zinc finger protein XlCGF7.1-like. The coding region runs from base 368 to 997 and encodes 209 amino acids. Gene Ontology annotation, cellular component: nucleus. Lineage: Eukaryota; Metazoa; Chordata; Actinopteri; Cypriniformes; Danionidae. Gene Ontology annotation, biological process: regulation of transcription by RNA polymerase II; central nervous system development. The transcript has 3 exons. Gene Ontology annotation, molecular function: RNA polymerase II cis-regulatory region sequence-specific DNA binding; DNA-binding transcription factor activity, RNA polymerase II-specific. The record is from RefSeq and is a predicted model, not a curated record.
GUGACGUCAUAAGGCUGCGCUGCUCCCGCGAUGUGAUUCAAGUGAAGAAAGGAUAAAGUGUCCAAACGCAGAGAAAAACUCCUGCUGAAGCGACUGAUCUCCACACUGUUAUAAAGAUGGCGUUUAUUAAAGAGGAGAGUGAAGAUGUGAAGAUUGAAGAAACAUUCACAGUCAAACAGGAAGAUCUGCAGGAACAAACAGACCUAAGUAAAGACUAUGAGGAGAGUAAAGAGGAGGAACAGCAUGUCAAAAUUGAGGAGAAACUCAUUUAGAGACUGAUGGUAUUUUAAAAGUGAGAGACAAGAGUUGUUUUACCUGCACUCAGUGUGGAAAGAGUUUGGCAAGCAAAAGCAAGCUUAAGAUUCACAUGAUGAUCCACACAGGAGAGAAACCAUUCACAUGCACUCAGUGUGGGAAGAGUUUCAUCCAAUCAUCAUGCCUUAAUCAACACAUGAUGAUUCACACCGGAGAGAAACCAUUCACAUGUACUCAAUGUGGGAAGAGUUUCAGCCAAUCAUCAUACCUUAAUAAACACAUGAGGAUUCACACUGGAGAGAAACCAUUCACAUGCACUCAGUGUGGGAAGAGUUUCAGCCAAUCAUCAAACCUUAAUCAACACAUGAUGAUUCACACAGGAGAGAAACCAUUCACAUGUACUCAGUGUGGGAAGUGUUUCAGCAAAUCGUCACACCUUAAUCAACACAUGAUGAUCCACACUGGUGAGAAACCAUUCACAUGCAACCAGUGUGGGAAGAGUUUCAGCCAAUCAUCAUCCCUUAAUAAACACAUGAGGAUUCACACUGGAGAGAAACCAUUCACAUGCACUCAGUGUGGGAAGAGUUUCAGCCAAUUAUCACACCUUAAUAAACACACAAAGAUCCACACUGGUGUGAGAGAGUAUAUGUGCUUGGAGUGUGAGAAGACUUUUAUCACAGCUGCAGAAUUGAAAUGGCACAAGAGGAUUCACACUGGAGAAAACCCGUACAAGUGUUUAUAGUGCAGUAAGAGGUUUACUCACUCAAGAACCCUGAAAACACAUGAGAGGAUUCACACUGGACAGAAACCGUAGACAUGAUCAGUGUGUACAGAGUUUCACUCAUUUGGGGCAGCUUAAGAAACACAUAGGAUGGUUUCUGGUAUGGCGUAGACACAUGUAGCAGCAUAGAAAGAGCGCUCCCAUACACACUGGUUUUAAUCCUCCUUUUUACAUCCAUAUUUAAAUAACAUGGAGGGGGACAAAAACAACCAUUGAAACCUGAAAAAAAUGAGAAAUCAACAGAUGAAAAAUCAGAGACGGACGGGACAGCUGAUAGCCUGUCAGCUAGCAUUGCAGCAAUACAUACGGACAUCAAAGCUUUCCAGAUGGAUAUUAAAUGCGAUUUAACCGCCUUCCAAGAUUCUCUCGCAAAACAUGUGAAAAUGGAACUAAGUAACUUUAAACAAGAAGUCAAUAAAAACUGGAUGGCCUUAUCACGGACCUAAAUGCAAUGGCAGGUCAACGAUGUGGAGAAGCGAGUUGGAGAAUUGGAGGAGAACAUUGCUGAGAUGAAAGAAAUGCUUGAUCAAACCAUCCAAAUUCAAGAAAAUUUACAAGAGAAACUGUUAGAUCUAGAAUCACGUAGAAAUAAUAUUCGGAUUUUUGGAAUCCUGGAAGGAAGCGAAGGGAAUAAUAUCCAAGACUUGGUGGAAAGAUUAUCAAAAUGGAGCUGUCACUAGACUAAUUGAACCUUAAAAGCCAAUGGUGUUACCGGGCACUCGGACCAAAACCACCCGCUGAUGCCACCCUAGAUCAGUGGUGGUAUUCUUCAUGGAAUACAAAACAAAUAAACUGGUCCUCCGCAUGGAGAAAGAACGUAAUACACUGGAAAGAUAAAAGGAUUUUCUUUGACCAAGACUACCCACCUGAGAUCCAACAGAAAAGACGGGCUUUUGCUCCUUUAAGAAAAAUUCUGAAAGAAAAGGGGAUUAAGUUCCAAACACCACCGCCAGCGAAACGUAGAAUCUUUCUGGAAAACGGGCCGGUCAUGUACAAUUCGAUGACGGAGGCAUC